GGGAAAUGCACUGCUUGGAAGCAUUCGGUAGGUCGUAAGCUCUGACAGGAAACGGAAGUUCAAUCGAACCAACAAACUGCACCGUUUCCGUGGGAUACCAUUUUGGAGUAAAAAUGCACUCGUACAGGGCAGUGGCACAGUUUUGCUGCACUUCUAGUUGAAAGAGAAAGCUUUUCGCUGCAUUCGGAAAAGAAGGUGAUAUGAUUGAACAACGCGGAGAUCAUCGUUUUAGCACAAGUAAUAGUUUUGAUAGCCGCUUGGGAAGUUCGGUCAUUGACCAGGAAGCUCCGGUCGUUACGAGAUGUGUAGUUUAUCUGUCCAUUGUGGCCUUGGCUUUAACGGGUUUAGGUUAUGACCCAUUUUUGAGAAUUACCGAGCAGAAAUUAACCGCGGAAGCCGAGACGGAAGCAGAGUUUGAAGGAUUUUACACUGGUAUAGAGGAGGAGAUGGAAGAGGAAGAUGACAUCGAAAUCAAUUACCAACCGAACUUGUACUUGGCACGUAUUUUAGCUCCCAGCAUAGUGUGCUGGAUGGUGUUUGGUUCGAUUGGCCUUCGUAUGGUGCGCAAAAUCGUUGGCCUUGGACAUCUUUUUGUCAGUGUUUGCUAUUUGAUGGUAGCUCUGUCAAGUGACGUAAAUGCCCUAUUACUGGGCUUUGGAUUUGUGUCGGAACUUUUCUGGGCAGGAAAGAUGGUUAUAUAUUAUUAUCAAAUCGCUAUCUACAGCCUCGUUGAAGAACGAUUCUCGAGUAUCAUUUACGGAGUCGUCGCGCACUGCCUCGGCUGUGCAACUCUUCCAUGGAUACUGAAUGGACUGGAAGAAUCGUGGGAAGAAAUUCAAUACGUGAUUAACCUGACGAUUGCAUUGAUUCAACUGAUAAUGUUUCUUCCGUUAGAGUUCUGCAAGAAACAGCCAGAAGAACGAUUCGAAGGUCAUAAUAGUUACAAGUUUCCUAAUCUUGUGGUGGUAGCCGCUCUCGGUAUUAUAACCUUAUCUGCCAUCAGCAACGUCAUAAUCCAGUGGUUCUUGAACAACAACGAAACAAUGUUGCGACCAUAUCUUCCAUUUCUACCGGGUGAUGAUUUCCUGGGUACAUUCUGGAAUAUAGCCUACAACGGGAUCAGUUUCACAUUGCUGGGAUUCUUCUGUCUAUUCCUAUCCACUAGUGAUGUGAUGAUUGCUUCGUUUUCAACAACUUUUAUAACUGGGAUCGUUUAUCUGUACUUCGAGGAAGAAAUAGCAGCUCGAAUGAUUCUCCCAAUGACGGCUUUCACAUUUGGAACAGCUUUCGCUCAACUGCUGUAUGUUUGUCCACCUAACCGACUGCCCUUAUAUAUGGGUGUUAUAUUCACUAUCGUCAACUUGGCCACCUACGGUUAUUUUGGACUACUGACGCUGCUAUGGGAUUCGCCAGAUAUAGUCGUAAUUGUGGUUUGGGCUGCGAAUGGAUUCUUCUGUCUGGGAUUAUUGGUUCUUUGCAGAGAACUUGGAUUUAGAAUACAAUCAGUUUUGGAACCGAGACGUGAUGAUAGUGGGAGUUUUCGAACAGUGAUAACUACUAUUGCUUGAAAUACGGCGAUAUAACAGUUGGUGCUUCUUCAGAUUAAUGACAUUCAAAAUAUAUAUUAAAAUUGAGUUUAUUUUUCGUUAACAUCCGAUUACCUAAACC
This is a messenger RNA of Topomyia yanbarensis, 1668 nucleotides long. RefSeq lists its product as uncharacterized. The record is from RefSeq and is a predicted model, not a curated record. Bases 201 to 1568 code for a protein of 455 amino acids. Lineage: Eukaryota; Metazoa; Arthropoda; Insecta; Diptera; Culicidae. The transcript has 2 exons.